AUGAACAAUAACACAUUAAACAAAGAACUAAAGUCAUCGUUAAUAAAGAAAUUAGAAAAUAUAAACAUCCGUGUUCCAUCAUCAAUAAAGAAGGCAGAUUUGGUUGAAUUACUAUUAUUAAAUGCUAAUAAUUCAACAUUAGAAGAACAAAAAUUAGAACAAACAUCAUUUUCUACUACUGCUCAACAUCAGGCGUAUGAUGAUUCAUCUUGUUUACACAUUAACAAAAAUGAUGACUAUAUGAGUGAGAAUGAUAAAAUGAAAUUAAUAAAUCGAAUAUUAGAUCAAAACCAGCAAAUACUUGCUCAAAAUGAAUCUCUUCUAUCUUUUCUACUAUCUUCUAAUUCAAAUGAUAAAGAGAAUAAACAAACCAGAUAUCUUAAUGCAACUGCGCCGGAUUUCAUUUCUCAUCAUCUAAAUUCAUCAUUUUUAUCUAAUCGUCAUUCUCUAUCGCCAGAUUUAGACCUAGGCCAAUUAAAAAUGUUAUCUACGUCUCAAAUGACAAAUGAAAGUCAAAAGGAAUUAACAGCAGCCCCUAGUUCACUGAUAAAUCAAACAUCCAACAGUUCAGAUUUAAAACAAAAAACAAACAAGAUUAUUUUAGGCGAUAGUUUACUCAAAAAUUUAGAUCAAAAAUUUCUCUCAACUCAAAAUUGUAAUGUAAACAUUAGAACAAAGUCGGGAGAGAAAUUUAGUAAACUAAUUGAAAAAAUUAAAUCUAACUAUGAAGAAUUUGUCAAAGAAUCGGACUCUGUUGUCUACGUUUGUGGGACAAAUGAUAUUAGCGAUGGUACUGUUAGUAAAACAAUUGAGGAAGCGCAAACUCUUGUUAAAUUAACUAAACAAACAAAUCCAAAUAUUAAAAUAUCUCUAACAUCCGUGCCAUUUCGAUCUCGUAAAUUAAACCAAGGUGGAUUCGAUAAAAUUAGUAAUUAUAAUAAGCAAUUGAAACAAGUAUGUUUAGAAGAAAAUGUCAACUUUAUUAGAUUAAAUUUUGAACGAGGUAUGUUGAAAGAUGGACUGCAUCCAAACUUUUUUGGUUGUCGUGUAAUGUAUGAUAGAUUUUCUAAUUGUUUAUGA
Molecule: messenger RNA, 1080 nt
Organism: Didymodactylos carnosus
Lineage: Eukaryota; Metazoa; Rotifera; Eurotatoria; Philodinida; Philodinidae
Source: the annotation of a GenBank genome assembly